Zygotorulaspora mrakii is the source of this 807-nucleotide messenger RNA. RefSeq names its product cardiolipin synthase (gene CRD1). Gene Ontology annotation, biological process: cardiolipin biosynthetic process. NCBI's taxonomy places the organism in Eukaryota, Fungi, Ascomycota, Saccharomycetes, Saccharomycetales, Saccharomycetaceae. The coding region runs from base 1 to 807 and encodes 268 amino acids. The transcript has a single exon. Gene Ontology annotation, molecular function: cardiolipin synthase activity. The record is from RefSeq and is a predicted model, not a curated record. Gene Ontology annotation, cellular component: mitochondrion; membrane.
AUGAUUUUUCUCACAUCCCAGUCCCGAUGGAUAUCGAGAUCAGUUUUGCAACUAAAACCCCACGCAAGCUCUGCCCUUUUGAGGACAAGCAGAUGGCAACAGCGACUGCUCGCUACUCGCAAUGGAGAGCACCUACAAUCACGAUUAGACACCUCUGUAUUUACUAUACCGAAUAUAUUAACGAUGUCAAGAAUAGCAUGUGUUCCAUUCAUUGGGCAUUUUAUAUUGGUUGAUAAUUUAACUCCGGCUUUGACUUUAUUUGGUUACUCGUGUGUGACAGAUUUCUUAGAUGGGUAUAUUGCUAGAAAGUACAAGAUGAAAAGCGUCGCAGGUACUAUUCUGGAUCCUAUAGCAGACAAACUACUUAUGAUUGUGACGACAGUGGUCCUAAGUUUCGCGCCAGGCCCACAGUUAAUUCCCAUCCCCAUUGCGUUAUUAAUUCUUGGAAGAGAUAUAUCUUUGGGAUUCAGUGCUCUUUUCUUUCGCUACUCAUCUAUGAGACAAAAAUACAAGAAGAUCACUUGGAAGUCUUACUGGGACUUUUUCCACUUUCCAAGUGCCGAGGUCAAACCUACUCGGAUAUCAAAAUAUAAUACCUUUUUCCAGAUGAUUUAUCUGGGAUUUGGUGUAAUAAUAUUGAUUCUAAGAGAUGAUGACGAAGAAAACCAAAAGGAGUCUCAAAAAGAAAUAAGAGAGCAGCUGAUGAAGUGUUUUUCAUGGAUGGGGUAUUUUGUUGCAGCCACGACAGCAUUGAGUGGUGGGUCCUAUGUAUUUAAUAAAGAAUCCGUGAAAUUUCUCAAAAGAUAA